Molecule: messenger RNA, 2436 nt
Organism: Closterium sp. Naga37s-1
Lineage: Eukaryota; Viridiplantae; Streptophyta; Zygnematophyceae; Desmidiales; Closteriaceae
Source: the annotation of a GenBank genome assembly
AUGCGUGGGGAUCUUUGUUCUCAUGCCGAGGGAACGCUGAUUCCCGAGCUGCAGCGCCAGGGUCUCCGCAUACCUCUGCAGCCUGUUCCCGUUAUCGACGACAACGGAUACAUAUGCGUCGACCCUCCUGUGGACAUCCGAAGAGAGCUGCUAGACCACAAGGAGAAGUUCGCUGUGAUUGAGCACGACAUACAGGUUCUGACGGCCAAGAUCGAGUAUCUGGCCAUCCGCAAAGGCGUGACGUCGGACGAGCUGGACGCAGGGGCGCGCCAACACCUGGGUGCCGUGGUCGACACGCUGGUGCCGACGGCGACUCCACGCAAGCACGCCAAAGCAGAAACCACCGCGGACGGAAGUGGCCAGAUGGAGGUCGCGCGGACUCCUCCGACGCGUGCACUGGCGGCAGUGCCAUCAAUCUCUCCCUGUCCUGCACCUCACACACCUGCCGUGAAAGAUAGCCAAGCUACUGCCGGUGACGCGACACCUGCUGUGGUCAGGCAACAACAGCGCGGCCAUCUUGCACUGGCUUUGCGCAGCCGCGCUACGACUCCCGUGCCCGCAGCUCCAGGUAACCCCGGAAGGGUCGCAAGCAGCGGCCGAACGGGAGUUAUGUGGAACGCAGCGAAGCAGAGGUACUACGUCCGGAUCAUAUCUGCUCGCCGUCAGCAGGUUCGUCUGGGGUCGUACGAGGACAAGGACGAGGCGUCAUACGCGUAUGCUGCGGGAGCCGUUGUACUUCGCCCGAACUCACGCAUCAGCUGCACGGUGGAGCUGCGCUGGAACAGAUGGAGGGAGUGGAGAGCCGCAAUGGCUGGCCUGGACGAUGCGCAGCCGGUCGAGACCCGUUCGCGGCGAAAGGGCAGAGUGUCCCGGGCCAUUAGUGACGUUGAGGAGGUGGAGGCGACCACGCAGACUACAGAGGACCAGCCUAUGGCUGAAGAGCCUGAGGACCCACCAGAGGACUACACGGAUGACGAUGAGUCCGUUGACGAUGAUGCUGUGUAUGAACCGGGAAACGAUGAUUUCGACGAAGAAGAUGACUGGGAGGAGGUCAACCGUGCAGAGGAGAUUCGAGAAGUGCCGCUGCAGAUAUGCAGCGCCAAGGCUGUCGGGGCCGUCGACGUGGAGGCAGCCUGCACGCCCAUUGUCGCCAGCGCACCACAAGGGGAGGAGGACACCGAGGCCGUGAAGGAACGCCUGAUAGACGAGUUAAUGGAAGGCGAAGAUGAGGACGACGAGGAGGGAAACGCUGGUGGUCAGUCGUCAAGCAACGAUCCGUGUGGCGAGAACGGAUCAGAGGAGGAGCAGGCCACAAAAGCGCCACAUUCGAGGAAGCGGAUAGAAGCAGCCGAUGGCCAAGUCACACGCGAGGAAUUUGAUGCGUUGCGUGAUUCCCAGAAUGAUACCGCGAAGACACUGGCUCGUCUGGAGUCACACGUACUAACCAUCAUCCGCCUUGGCGAAGGGCGUAAGCGGAAGCGGGCGUCCACAAGUGCCGCAGCCUCGCUCGGCCGAGAAGCUUCGAAGCGGAAACGCCAGUCAGAUGAUGACGAAGAAUCCACGUGCGAUGAGGACGAGUUGCCGGCGAAAGUGGCACGGCACGCGCGUCACGACAAGUCGCCAGUGCUCCAAACCGCCCUUGACAUCCUUCCAGCGGAGAAGGCUUGGAAGGAUCAUCUGUUUCUAGAAGCCCCGAACGAGAAGAUGGACUUCUAUCCGAGUCGCGACGCCAAAAACGCCGGCCUAUGCCAUGUCGUGUCCACCAUUUCUCCCAAAACUGCGACUCUGGCGUUAGACGCGGAUAAGGCUCGAGGGCAGGAUCUGAACAAGACCUUGUCCGAGCCGCGCCUUGGGGAGCAACAGCAGCAGCAUCAGCGGCGCGAGCUGGAGGGGGAAGGCACGCCGCUGACGGACAUUGCGAGCUGCGGCGGCCCGAUUGUGGCAAGCCCGAACGUGUACUUAAUCUACUAUGGGAACUGGCCCGAGGGGUCCGGGCAGGAGGUGAUAGAGAACUUCGUGAGCUCGCUUGGCGGGGAUGCGGGGGGACAGGGGGACCCGACGGGGGAGAAGAGCGUGCGGCGUUGGUGGGACAUCUCGACCAACUACUACCAGACAAACGAAGGCGGCUCCCAGACGUUCGUCACUCCCCAGGUUCGUGUGUGCUCGGUUGAUCAUCUGCUCCCCUUACCCCUCUGCUUUCGUCACUCCCUAGGUGCGCUUGUGCUCAUCUGCUUCUCCUGCUCAUCCGCUUCUCCUGCUCAUCCGCUUCUCCUGCUCAUCCGCUUCUCCUGCUCAUCCGCUUCCCCUGCUCAUCCGCUUCCCCUGCUCAUCCGCUUCUCCUGCUUUUUUCCAACUCCGAAUCAGAUUGUGUUGGCCGGCACGGCGACUGACCAGGGAUCUGGCGCCACGGUGACGGGGAGGGGUCCAUCGACAUAG